Molecule: messenger RNA, 248 nt
Organism: Symbiodinium sp. CCMP2592
Lineage: Eukaryota; Dinophyceae; Suessiales; Symbiodiniaceae
Source: the annotation of a GenBank genome assembly
GGCGGCUAUUUCCCUUCUGGAGUUGCUGUCGCGAGACUUCUGGAAGAGGCCAGAAAUAUCGUUUGAUUGCAGACCAGCAGCCGCACCUUGGGUGGUUCCGUCUGAGCGGCCGCGCGCAAGACUUGUCGGAACAGCUCGCGGCUGCCGCCCGACCACCGCCUGCUCAGGUCGAAGACGUCGGUGCAGAUUUCCGACCCACGUCUCCCUGGCCUCCGGUUGAGGACGGAUCUGCGAGGGAGGACUUUUAG